AUGAGCCUUCCCUUUCAGGAUCACCUCGCGGUCACCCCAUUUCGAAGGCCCGAUAUCACAGCGCGGACCUUACUCCGGAGAGACUUGGCAAUUUGGUUUGCACAAGCUAACAACGUUAUAUUCAACGUGGGAUAUAUUAUCAGAGGUCCUCGUCCGCCAGUUCUAACUCUUUUCCUACGUUCCUCUGGUUGUUCAAAGCCGAUAUUCGCCGUGAUGAGGAGGGUUCAACUUGUACUUGAUACUUUAAGGGCUGGAAGGUGUGUCUCCAGGAGACAUCUGCCUGAGCAUCAUACCCUACACCGUGGAUUCGCGACCAAAGUCGCCCCAGGUAUACCUUGUGUGGUGGCUCGCGAGAUGCUCGACUCCCAGCGACGUUCCCAUAUGGGGGACAUCCACCAUCAUCUCCAAGCCAGCGGCGCUCUCAAGAUUGGUCUUCAAUUUCCCGAUGACGAAAGCCGAUACCUGGAACGCUUGAUACUUAGUCUUUGCGCUCAUCACGGGCAUGGACCUCCUACAACCCACAGCGCUUCCCGAGGUUGGUUCUGGGAAGUUCGCCCCAGUCCUACUGGACUAGAGACGCAAUUGCCUCUCGCGCGAUCAGAAACCAUGCAAGGGUUUUCGUGGCACACAGACUGUACCUAUGAGAGCGCACCCCCGAGAUACGUUGCACUUCAGGUUCUCCGGCCUGAUCGCUAUGGCGGGGGUACCCUGUCUCUCAUGAAAAUCGCUGAUCUCUCACAUCACCUGUCCCCGGCUGUACUGAAAGCUCUAUUCGAACCGCAGUUCAGAAUCACUAUUCCUCCUGAGUUUGUUAAACAGCCUGAUGAACACCACAUCCAAGGAAGCAUUCUUGGGGUAGACCAGAUUGAUCAAUCGCUGGUAAUGAGGUUUCGAGAGGACCUGAUAGAGCCAACGAACCCCAAGGCUGCGGCAGCAUUACAGGAGCUGAAGGUUGCCUUGAACCAGUUGGCGAAAAGUCCUCAGUCAACGGUAUACCUGACGAAGACAGACUUACCCGAACAGUCAAUUAUCAUACUGGACAACCACAGAUGGCUUCAUGGGCGGGAUGGCAUCAAAGAUCCUGCAAGGCAUUUGCGUCGAGUGCGAUGGAAUGCAAUGCCGUUCCCUUCCGUCGGUCAGGGUGACACGGCGGGCUCUAUAGGAAGGGCGGCCUAA
Messenger RNA from Aspergillus welwitschiae, 1176 nucleotides. RefSeq lists its product as uncharacterized. Lineage: Eukaryota; Fungi; Ascomycota; Eurotiomycetes; Eurotiales; Aspergillaceae. Gene Ontology annotation, molecular function: oxidoreductase activity. The record is from RefSeq and is a predicted model, not a curated record. The coding region runs from base 1 to 1176 and encodes 391 amino acids. The transcript has a single exon.